Molecule: messenger RNA, 1401 nt
Organism: Eufriesea mexicana
Lineage: Eukaryota; Metazoa; Arthropoda; Insecta; Hymenoptera; Apidae
Product: neurotrimin
Exons: 9
Coding region: 1-1401 (466 amino acids)
Cellular component (GO): neuron projection
Source: RefSeq, a predicted model, not a curated record
AUGGCGUACAGUGGCAGAGUGGCACAGAGUAGUAACACAAAGGAACAAUACGAAGGAACGACUCAAAGAAUUACGGUAGGUCAGAAUACGAGCCUAAUUGGACUCCUACUUAGAUUAAUAUAUAUAUUAAAAAUUUCAAUAUUAUCUAUCGAUGUACAAAUCAAAAUUGACAAUGGUGAAGUAGUUCAAAGUAGUGACACAAUGGAACGACUUAAAGAAUUAUCGGAGGUCAGCGUUCACCGUGACGGGAUACUUAAGACGAGGACCUUUCGUGUUGCAGAUUUACCCAGGUUUGGCAAACCGCUGAGCAACCUGACAGUCUCGGUGGGUCGCGAAGCCAUUUUCACCUGCACCGUGGAAAAUCUUGGCGUGUACAAGGUGGCGUGGCUACGCGUGGACACACAGACGAUCCUCACGAUCGCCAAUCACGUUAUCACGAAGAAUCAUCGGAUCGUCGUGACACAUAGCGGUCAUCGUAUAUGGUCCCUUCACAUCAAAGACACCAAGGAAACGGACAGAGGAUGGUACAUGUGCCAAGUUAACACCGACCCGAUGUCCAGCAACACUGGAUUCCUCGAAGUAGUCGUACCACCGGAUAUCCUGGACGACUCCACCAGCACGGACAUGGAGGUGAGAGAGGGGAGCAAUGUGACAUUGCGAUGCGCUGCGACCGGUACCCCGAAGCCUACUGUCACGUGGCGCCGCGAAGUUGGAGGUCCGAUCGGCCUGUCCAACUCACACGAAGCAGUCCAAGGCUCGGUGUUGAAACUAACGCGUGUCACGCGUGCCCACAUGGGGCCAUAUCUGUGCAUAGCGUCGAACGGGGUGCCGCCAGCAGUCAGCAAGCGGAUCGUCCUCAACGUUUACUUUCAACCAAUGGUAUGGAUUGAAAACCAGUUAGUUGGCGCUUACGAGGGUCAAACACUCGUUCUGGAAUGUCACAGCGAGGCUUAUCCAACGGCUAUCACUUAUUGGACCAGGCCAACAAACGAAACGAUCACGAAUGAAAACUACAAGGUGGAAGCAGUUCCAAAGGGGUAUGAGAUAAUUAUGAAGCUUACGAUAAAAUCCGUCAGACCGCAGGAUUUUGGAUCGUACCGAUGUAUGGCGAAGAAUUCAUUGGGUGAAACGGACGGAAUAAUAAAAGUGUACAAAAUCGAUAGGUCGCCUUCGAUGCAUAGACCAAGCACGAGGUGGGACAAGAACAGUUGGAGAAUGGAUCACAAUCACGAAAGGAACACGACGGGUAUGAAAGACGAACCGAUGUCGAAGGGUAUCGAGAAUGCUGACGAGAUUGAUUUCCAAACAGCCACAGCCUCGUCGCUCUUUCAUCGCCAUUUAUUUGCAAACAUCGGUAUCACCGCUGUCACCGCCAUUUUGGUACGAGGCCUGUCGACGUAG